CUCUGGUGGUGCGCCGCCGCCGACGCCUGGCGUGGGAACAGUUGGCCGGUUGGGCUGCUUCUUCGCGCGACAGCGCACCAGCUGCAGAGAGCCAAGGGCAAUUUCUAUGGUCUUCUUGCUCGUCAGUGCCAUGACGGCGACCGCGUCAAUCGUUCAAUCCGCCGGUCCUUGUGCUGCCAGCCGCGUGCGUGACCGUCUCGGUCGUCUGCUGCAGGCCGCUGCCAAGAAUUUCAAGCAUUCAGGAACAUUCUAGCUAAGCUUCAACCUGAGAGCGCCCGUACUUCUUUUAUUUUCACCGAAUCCCUCUCAACACGCUGACUUUGAUGCUGAUUCUGACCUGACCUGUACUCGUGUCCUGCUCGAAGACUCCUUACAAUUCGCCUAAAAAGUCUCUCACAAUGGCAGAGAAGAGACCGCGCGUUUUCUUCGAUAUCAGUAUCGGUGACAAACCAGCCGGUCGUAUUGCCUUCGAACUUUACAACGACAUCGUCCCGAAGACCGCGGAAAACUUUAGAGCGCUAUGCACAGGAGAGAAAGGCGUCGGCAAGGCCGGCGUGCCUCUACACUACAAAGGCUCAACCUUUCAUCGUGUGAUCAAGUCGUUCAUGUGCCAGGGAGGUGACUUCACAGCCGGCAAUGGCACAGGUGGCGAGUCGAUCUAUGGAGAGAAGUUCGAAGAUGAGAACUUCGAAUUGAAGCAUGAUAGGCCAUUCCUGCUGUCCAUGGCCAAUGCAGGCCCUGGCACAAACGGCUCUCAAUUCUUCAUCACCACCGUCAAAACUCCACAUCUGGACGGUAAACACGUGGUCUUUGGCGAGGUUAUCAAUGGCAAGAGCGUUGUGCGUGACAUCGAGAAUGGCCCCGUGGGCGCGAGCGACAAGCCUUUGAAAGAAGUCAAAAUAGUCGACUGCGGCGAGCUUACCGGUGAGGACUAUGACAAGGCUACGGAAAAGAAGCCCGAUCCUUUGGGCGAUCAAUACGAAGACUAUCCCGAGGAUCAAGGUGAAGACAUUCCUGGACCGGAGAUUCUGAAGAUCGCCACAACGUUGAAGGACAUGGGCAGCCAGGCAUUCAAGAACGGCGAUUAUCGUCUAGCGUUAGCCAAGUACCAAAAGGGCGUUCGCUAUCUAAAUGAGUACCCAGAAGCAAACGACGACGAUCCACCCACUCUAAAUGCGGAUCUGAAGUCCACCAAGUUUGCGCUGUACAACAACUCGGCCCUGAUGCAGAUCAAGCUUAGCGAGUGGGAGGGGGCCAUCAAGUCCGCCACAAACGCCAUAGAUAUCCCGGGUGUGUCUGACGAUCAGAAGGCAAAAGCGUACUACAGACGCGGACUGGCUCGUGCGGCGAGGAAGAACGAAGACGAGGCUAUUGCGGAUCUGGAAGCUGCGCUUAAGCUGGCGCCCAAUGACGCCGCGGUCAAGAAGGAGUUGGCAACUAUCAAGGCGAAGGCUGCGGAACGUUUAAAGAAGGAGAAGGCUGCCUACGCUAAAUACUUCCAGUAACGUGAUGCUCUCCCAAAAGGAUCAUUUUGAGCCUCGCUUGCUUUAUGUAAUGAGGCCGUGGACCACAGGGUAAGCUGUCAGCUUUUCAGCGUUCAGAAAGAUUAAAAAAAAAAAACAACACAGCAUGACACACGAAUGAAGAUAUGCAUAGAUUACAUUAUCAAGAGUUCAAAUCAAAAUUUCUUGAGCUGCGAUUCUCCACCAUGCGUCGUCUCACGUGUUCUGUUUUGUUUGGAAUCAUACGGUCCGUCUA
Verruconis gallopava is the source of this 1758-nucleotide messenger RNA. RefSeq lists its product as uncharacterized. Gene Ontology annotation, cellular component: intracellular membrane-bounded organelle. Gene Ontology annotation, biological process: protein folding; protein peptidyl-prolyl isomerization. The record is from RefSeq and is a predicted model, not a curated record. The transcript is spliced from 4 exons. Gene Ontology annotation, molecular function: peptidyl-prolyl cis-trans isomerase activity; protein binding. Lineage: Eukaryota; Fungi; Ascomycota; Dothideomycetes; Venturiales; Sympoventuriaceae. Bases 399 to 1505 code for a protein of 368 amino acids.